Acaulospora morrowiae is the source of this 1712-nucleotide messenger RNA. The record is from the annotation of a GenBank genome assembly. NCBI's taxonomy places the organism in Eukaryota, Fungi, Glomeromycota, Glomeromycetes, Diversisporales, Acaulosporaceae.
AACCAAUUAGAGCUAUGCUUCUUUUAUCCAUCUUAUUAUUUACGGCAGCAAUGCCUUUCUCAACCCUUCUCAUGAGCUCACUAGUAAUCAUUAGAGUAGCCAUCUUAGUAAUUCUCUUAUGCUCGCUAUUGGCCUUUAAUUCUUACUUUAUUGAGCCUUUAGGAGUAGGCGUAGGGAUCUAUGGUGGACUCUCCCUGCUCUCUGUUAUUUCACAUGGUUUAACUACCUUAAUCCUGGCCUCCGCUUGCUUAUUUAUGCUUGUAGCUUCCGGUUCUUUAAGCCAUCCGCAUAGCGGGCAUCUAAGCAACCCCCUGGCUCCGUGCUACCCUAUUAGCAUCAGGACGCCAGGAGCCCCUCUCCCUGAAUUGCCUCUAAUAAUUCUAAUCACUACUCUAGGUAUGACUACCCUAGUAACUAGUUCUGAUUUACUAACCGUUUACUUGUCUGUAGAGCUUCAAACCCUCCCAGUUUACAUCCUCGCCUGCUUGAACCGUGAGUCUGAGGCAGCAACUUCAGCCGGCCUUAAAUACUUCCUAAUAGGAGCGCUCUCCAGUAGCUUUAUCCUGCUUGGGUCUAGCCUUAUCUAUGGGUUAUCAGGGGUCACUAGUUUAGAAGGGCUUUAUCUGCUCAGCUCAAUGGGUGAAGGGUUUACCGCCUUGGUAAUUCCUGAAGUAAUAAUAGGUAUUGCCCUUCUAAUCAAACUAGGUGCAGCUCCCUUCCAUUUCUGGCCCCCUGAUGUCUAUGACGGGGUACCGACAUUGGUCACUACAUGGGUAGCUAUUAUGCCGAAACUCGGCAUACUUGGGUUCCUAGCACUCUUCCAGGGGUUUAGCCUUAUUCGGGGCGAUCUGGUUACCGGUUAUACUUAUUGGGGCUUAAUUCUGGUAGCUUCGGCACUUCUAUCGCUUGUGAUUGCUCCUCUGCUCGCCCUAGCUCAAUACCGUAUUAAACGCUUGGUAGCUUACAGUUCGAUCUCCCACAUGGGGUUCAUGCUUCUAGCUCUAGCCUUGCAAUCUCCUCAGGCUCUCGAGGCCUUUCUGUUCUACCUAAUCCAGUAUGUGGUUACCUCCUUCAACCUAUUUUUCGUGCUCAUUGCCUUUCCUUUCCAGCUAUCAAGCUCUUCCCUACGGGGAAUCCUACCGGCUCCUGCGUUAAGGCUCAGCUUUGCAGUCACCCUAUUCUCCAUGGCAGCUUUGGGUAAUCAGCAGGAAACCUCACUAACGAAACUUGAGAUCCUCAGAGACUGCAACUACGUCGCAGCGGGGGGGCCGCGUCAACGACGGAUCUCAAGCUAUAUGAACGAUAGUAAGUCCCACGGUAUCAUCGGACAAGCUCUCCUCAAAUAUGGACUUGUCGGCUUCAUCUUGGUUAUUUUUCUCGUCCCUGAGGCUACAGGUGCUUUGGUUCUUUCUUUAGAGCAGUCGGUUCUUGAUAGUUGUCCGGUCGCCGGAGUAAAGCGCUCUGAAGAGACGAAGGCCAAGCGGGAGGGGGAGUAUCCCAUAGUCUGGGACGCCGGCCCCGCGUACGCUCCGGCGCGGCAAACGUACGUCGCCGGACCGGGGCAUAAACACUCUGAGGAAACGAAGAACAAAAUCUCUGCUGCUCUGAAGGGACGGGAGCUUUCUGAAGAAACGAAGGCGAAAAUGUCUGCAAGGAAGCAAGGGGCAAGCCAUCCCUCCUUUAACCGAGAUCUAGAUUGGCUGAGUUUUUAG